Pygoscelis adeliae (Adelie penguin) is the source of this 2010-nucleotide messenger RNA. RefSeq names its product leucine rich repeat containing 43 (gene LRRC43). Bases 1 to 2010 code for a protein of 669 amino acids. Gene Ontology annotation, molecular function: protein binding. NCBI's taxonomy places the organism in Eukaryota, Metazoa, Chordata, Aves, Sphenisciformes, Spheniscidae. The record is from RefSeq and is a predicted model, not a curated record. The transcript has 13 exons.
AUGGGUACAGAUGGCUCCUUUCAGGCUCGCUCCGCGGCCUGGCUUGCAGGGCUUGGUCCCCGGUCCCCAGGGUGUCCGCGUCCCCGCCAUCUCCUAGCAACGGGGACGCGUGCCUCCCAGCCAGGGAAUUCCCUGCCGGGCUGGGGCUGGAUGGCAGCACCUGGACGCUGCAGCGUCUCGGCUGCUUUUUGGGAGCACCUGCGGCACCUGGCUCUGCAGGACUUCCCCUGUGGCCUUGGCAGCUGGAAUAAAUCCCGCUUCGAUGCAUGCACGAGACCCCGUGAAGGCCAGCCAGGGCUGGGGGCAGACCCAGCCGGGCAGGAGGAGGCCAUGCCACUGGGUGACGAGAGCCCUGAGGCACUGAUGGAGCUGCUGAGCGACUGGCACAGCCCCUGGGCCCUGCCACCGGACUGCAGCCCCCAGGACCAGCACCUGCGGGAAAUGGCUGUGCUGGCACCCGAGCUCGUCCAUGGCUCCCGCAUCUUCCAGGUCCUCAGGUCCCUGCGGAUCGUUGGCAAGGGAGUGGAGGAGGUCGACGACGGUCUGUUACAGUUACAACAGCUGGAGGAGCUCAUCCUCAGUGCCAACCAGAUCAGCAGCAUAACCUCGGCCAACUUGCCCCGGACGCUGAAGGUCCUGGAGCUCUGCUGCAACGCUGUGGCUGAUCUGCAGGGCCUAUGCACUCAGCCUCCUCCAGAGCUGCAGCACUUGGGGCUGGGAUACAACAGGCUGUGUGGCCCUUUGCAGGACAAGUACCUCACCGCAGACUUCUGGCCAAAUCUUGUCUCCCUUGACCUGAGCUUUAACAACUUCACGGAUCUGCUGGGGCUGGUCUCCCAACUGUCCAGUCUGCAGAAGCUCCGCAUCCUGGUGCUCCAAGGGAACCCACUGGUUCUCAUUCCCACUUACAGAGGCUUCCUUGUGGACAGCCUGCCCAAGCUCUCCAUCCUCGAUGACAUCCACAUAGGGCCUGAUGAGAGGCACCAGUUCCACGGUUUGGCGAGGCAGCCAGAGCUGAUCAGAAGCGAAGCACGAGUGGUUGUGAGCAUUGGGGAAAUCAAGGGAGUCCCUGAUCCCAGCGCUCGUCAGCCGCUGGAGGUUGGCUCCGAGGCUCCGGUGAUCACCUACAGCUACUGUGUGAUGUACAAGUUUGCGGAGGGAGAGGAGAUCGAGGACGGUAGCAGCACUGAGGUAACAAAAAUCCAUCAGCAUCCUGUGGUGGCCACCCUGGAUGUGGACAGCUCUGCUGGGGACACAAAGGAAACAAAGGGCCAGCAGGAGCCCACAGCCAUGGAGGACCCCAAGGCCCACUCUGAAAAGAUUUUUGUCACUCCUGGAAAGCCCUGGGCAGACACCAUCAACUGCAGCUACAGGAAGGAGCACACUGCCAAGAACUUAGUGGGGCUGAAGUCCUACCUGGCGUCUGGAACAAUCAUCUCGGUCAUGGAGGAGAAGGUGCUCUCAUGGCCUGUCGAUGCUGAUCCAGAAGAAAAUGCAGGCACGAAAGGCAAGGCAAGACGGGGGCUGCAGAAGGACGAUGCCAAGGUUCCUGUGCCCAGGGACAAGCAGAAAAAGAAGAAGAAGGAAAAGCCACGUGAACUCCGCAGCGACCCUCCUGUUCGGAGGACCCUGGGCACCAGGAGGGUGACCCUGGAGACCCUGCUAGCCACCGAGAACCUGGUGGCAACUGUGUGUGACUUUGGGAUCCUGAUCACUGAGCAGCCGCUGCAGCCACCAAGUCUGGAGGAGAAGGUAAGGAGUGACAGGAAAAAAGGCAAAGACAAGAGCAAAAAACCAAAAGCAGAGAGAGAAAGUCAGGCCAGCCAGAAAACCACGGCGUCUGCCAAAGGAAAAAGAAAAAACAAAGACUCUGCUGAACUGGAGGAGGGUCGAGGGCUCCAGCCGGUGCCACUGACGGUUCAAUUCCAGAUGCAGCUGCUUCAGUGGCCCUCGGCAGCCGGCACCCAGAGCCAGGAGAGCGUGGCCGUGGCAGUGGGGAAGGCUCAGUAA